AUGUUGUCCCUGUCGUCCGAGCUUCUUCCUGACAACGUAGUAUUCGACAUCCUGACUCGGCUGCCUGUGAAAUCUUUAAUCCGAUUCAGGUGCGUUUCUCAAUCUUGGAACUCCACUAUCACAAACCCCAUUUUCAUUACAAAACACCUCGAUCUCGCAAGUUCAUUAUCCGACAUCAACAACUAUGGUUAUCUGUUAUUCACGCCACUAAGAAAUUACCUGCCACUGGAUCCUUCAUCUUCCAAAGAAUGGACUACUUUUGUUUACAAUACCAACCGCACGUUGACCCAGAUUUCAAGGUUUGAAAUUCCCUUUCAUAGCAACCUCAUAACUGGCUUCUGUAACGGCGUGUUCUGCCUUGCUGCUAACAAUGAUGACUCUGAUGAAAAAGAUCUUAGACGCUCUUUGUAUUUGUGGAACCCAAGCAUUAGAAAGUUAAAGAAGCUUCUAUCUACUCAUCCUGCUGAUCGAGCCGUUUUUGGAUUUGGGUAUCAUCCUCAAAACAAUGACUACAAGAUUCUGAGAGUUAAGUUUGCUAUACGAGAAGUGACACGAAAACCCGCUGAGGCCGAGAUUUACACACUGAGUACUGCUUCGUGGAGAAAGGCUGUAAUUUCGGAGGAGUCAUUUAGUGGCUCUGAUUCUGGACCCAAUGGAUCAGUUGAUUGGGUAUAUUUCCCAACCCGAUUAUGUUUUAAUGGAGCUUUGCAUUUUAUAGCAUUUUCUGGGAACCAUAAGUUCAUCUUGUCCUUUGACAUCAAUGAUGAGAGAUUCCGUGAGAUUUUGCUGCCUCAAAAUUACUUAGAAGGAAUUGUUAAGCAUUUUGAACGCCUUGCAAUGUUCAAGGGAUCGUUGGCUUUGAUUGUUUUCGGUGAAGAUCUAGUUGAGAUGGGUGACAUAUGCCACAUAUGGGUGAUGAAGGAGUAUGGUGUGGUUGAGUCUUGGGCUAGAAAAAGUGUACCGAUGAAACAAGUUGCAGAGUUCUUUAGCUGCACCACCAAUGGGGAACUUUUGAUCGAGAGGCUUACCCCCUAUCAGAGCUUUUUAUUCGAUCCUUAA
Messenger RNA from Quercus lobata, 1059 nucleotides. RefSeq names its product F-box protein At3g07870-like. Lineage: Eukaryota; Viridiplantae; Streptophyta; Magnoliopsida; Fagales; Fagaceae. The transcript has a single exon. The record is from RefSeq and is a predicted model, not a curated record. Gene Ontology annotation, molecular function: protein binding. Bases 1 to 1059 code for a protein of 352 amino acids.